CUCUCUCCUUCUCUCUCUCUCUCUCUCUCUCUCAUUCUUCUUUCAUCUCUCCCCACUUCUUUCGUUCGAUCCUCUCCAAUGGAUCUUCUUUCGUAGGAAGGAUCACUUGUGGUGUUUCGAAAUCGUUGCGAAACUGAACUGUUUAUGAGAUCGAUGCUUCAUGCGGAGGCGUUUCGCGUGACGUGUGCUCGAUAUCAGUGUGGUGUUCUGACCUUGAUUCGUAAUCGUACAGAAACAUCUUUUACACGCGUUAACUGUUUGCCAUUUGGAGGUUAUUUGAACGAUUAGAGCGAAUAUUUUGUGAAAGGAUCGAGACCAAAGCAACCACGUGGACGUAGACAGUGUAUUUCUGAAAUAGUAGUUUGAUACAAGUAAACAGGAAGUGACCAUUGAAGUUAUCUGUGGCUUAUAGUGAAAAAUAAAAGUGAAAAGAUCAUCAGCAUUUGGCUGUUGAUCAAGAAUACAUCUGGAAAACGAGGCCGCGAUCAGAUGUCUGGUAUAUCACACUGCCUAUAUAUGCACGCAUGCGAUAUAGAAGUGGCGCAGAAGUGAUGCAUGGAUGCGAGUCAGUGUCUCCAGUAUUCUUAAAGAGUGCUAUUUAUACUCCUGACUGCACAAGCUAAAAGAACGGCUAAAGGAGCGGGUUCCUCAAUAAGGCAGCAGGUCGGUGAUCGGGUCUAAGAGGGAAGGAGAGGGGAGAUAGAGAGUGUAGAAAGAAAGGAAGGGUGACAGCGUUUAGAGGCCAGGGUGUUAAAGCACACUUGGGUGCAGGGGUUUCGAGGUAAGAGAGAACGAAAGAAAAAGUACGACGAAAAAAAGAGAGAGAGAGAAAAAAGAAAAACUGGUUGGUGUCCGGCUCUAUAUGUUAUGAUUGGGAGUGAAAAGACGGGAAGAUGCUCGAGGUUCAGCAAACGGAGUUUUUAAGAGAGGGAGAAGCCUGCAACUCUCCUGUCGACUUACUACAUCCUGAUUCGACCGGAACUUCCGUUUCCGAGCGGAAGUCCGCUGAGAGAAGCGUCUCCUUCAAUCGAGACGUCCACGUCAAGAGGAUCGGACGUGGAGCAUCCCGCGUGACCGCGGCUCUGGUAGGAGAUGGCGAAGGCAGGUUGAUCACCACCCCGAUCCAUAAGGAGAGCAUAGCGUCGAGGAGCAAGGAGGAUCUAGCCCAGGAGGCGGCGCUGGUGCUUCAACAAGCGGGCAGCCUUCAUUGCGUCGCUCACGACAACAGACGAUUGCCAGGUCGUUUCAGCACAUUGCCGGUGCGUCGUAACAAAAAAAGGCCGGAACUGCCGCUCGAUGUGAGACGAAAAAGCGAAGAAAUAACCGCGAGCAAUACUGAUCUUAUCGACAUACCGAGGAUAAAGAAGAAAGCAUUAGAGAGAAGUAUCAGCGAUGCAAACACGAAAAAACUGAGAAGUCCGUUGGCCAAGUUCUUCUCCCCGAAGUUAGAAAGGAAGCACAAGCCGGUGAGUCGUAGCGUGAGUGACGCGGCCAACUCGUUACGAUCCCAUCGCAAGAGGAGCGGCAGCGAGAGCGAAGGGUCGCAUUUAGAGAGUAAUCGAGUGAAGAAGCAACUAUCCCCUAUUAUCGAAGCGUCGCCUCACGUUGAUCAACAACCUUUUCAUUUUGGUUUGAAGAUCGAAAACGGUGAGAAUAGGCCGGAACCAAAGAAGUGGAAACAAGAGGAAAUCACCGAUGCCGGAAAGGUGACGGAACAUACAGAAACGGUGACAUCGAGAGAAAAGAUCGAAGAGAAUAUCGGGAAGCCACCGAUAUCGUCGAAGAAAGAGAACAAGGGAAUCGUAAGACAUAUACCCAUCCAGUUGGAGGUGGACGAUAAGAAAAGGAACGAGGAGGAGAGGGAGCGAAAGGAAGAAGAAAAGACAGCUGGCCCGAUCCCUUUGUCAAUCAUAAAAAACACUGGAUUCGACGAAGUAGACAAAAUCGAUACGAGUAGCAUGCUGCACAGCAGCCGAUACGAUCUCCAACAACGAUCUACCGAAGAGUCAACGAUACAUAAGAUGAUUCAUCGAUUAUCCAGCGAUCGGUCACCGCCACCGCAAUUGACCAAAACAAUGGUCUCGUCUGGCCCAGGAUUCGGUCAUAACAACAAUCGGCCAUUCUCUUACACUAGACCGAACGAAUGUUGCGGCACGCCGUCCCCGCGUGAAACUAAUGUGAUUUACGCUCAAGUGCAGACCGACAAGAAAAAGGCGCAAAGAAGUCAUUCGGAUAGCGACGAGGGGCUUGGCCGAAGAAAAGAUUCGUCGCGUGAAACUAGUCCAGCCGAGAAGGAAUAUCGUAGAAUGGAUUUCCCUUAUAACAAUGAACUGCGGCGCAACAACGAAAUCAACACGUUCAAAUCUAGAUACGAAGAGGAUAGAAAGAACGACGAUACCCGUUUCACCAAUCGUUACGUUGGAACGGAAGAUUACGCGAGCAGAAACGUGGACACGAAACGGCGCCACGAAUUAAACGACAUGGACAGACGUCUAUACGACAAACCUGAAAAGUAUACAUCUACGAUAUUCGUAGAUACCUCUGGUCGUGGUAGGGCAGACGGUACGGACGCUAGACAGCAACGAGAUAACAACGAAUUUUCUGCCAGACAGGUGCCGAGCGGAAUAUCAAACAAGACGUCCGAAUUAAGCGCGAGACGUGAUCUUCUUGAAUCUAGAAUCAAGUCGAGACUGCUCGCGGACGAGAUGUUCGCCGCGAAGAACAGCACACCGAAGAAAUCCGAGCACGAGAUUAUCGACAAACCGAUCGUUCCAUCACCGAUCACUCCUAAUCGCGUUGCCUCGCCUAAACGUUACAUGGAUACGUACAUCACGGAGACACGCACCAACAGCAAUGGAGAGAAGUAUAUUUUUGAAAAGGAGAUCCACGAAGACAACGGUAAAGUGUACGGAUACGAGAAAAAGAUCACGAAUAAAAUUCCAUCGGAUGGAUACAUCGAUACGAAACCGCGAGAUGGGUAUACAGUCGAAACGAGAACGGAUAAAUAUGGGGACAGGUAUAUCGUUGAGACGCGAAUGCACGAGGGUUAUGCGAACGAUUUCAAGCCAAACUUUCUUAGUGACAGGAAUAGAGCCAGUCCGGAAGAUCGGUACCAACCAUCUAGAAAUUUAAUCAGUCCCUACAAGUCGUCUAAUCAUCUGCUGCCCGAAGAGACCACCGUUACUCAUCACUUUCGAACCGAAUCCAGAGAGAACAAUUUUCUUUCUUCGCCCAUAAUCGCAAAGAAAUUCACCACGACGGAAAGAAAAUUCUCCAAAAGCGAUGAUUUUUUGGAUAGAGAUGCUCGACCGAGGGACGAGUACCUCCCUAAGAAGAAGAAUUUCGAGUUGAUCCGUGGUAUGAGCAAAUCCACGCAACGUUUGGACGAAGUAGGUGAGAAUUCGCGAAUCAAAGCUCUAAAAAGUGAGUACACGACUAGGUCGCACGAGAACUUAACCAGCCACGCAGAUUACAUAAACACCAGAGAUGUGCGUCGACCUCUUUUAGAUAGUCCCACUGUGAACAGACGGAGGGAACAAUCACCGUUUACGAAAAGACACUUGGACAGCUUACGCGAGGGACCGAACGACGAUUACGAUACCGACAUAUCUCAGAUGACUAGUAGCCAGCUAGAAUCAAAAUACUACAAAGAGACGCGCACCACUCAACGAUAUACGAAUAGCAAGCACCCGAUUCACGAUGAUUACGACAGUUCUCCGUCUAGGAUACGCACCGAUCGCGGAGGUUACAAUUCGAGCAGAUACGAUUCCGACACUACGGCCAGAGAUUCGAUCCGUUGCGAAACUCGAUACGACGAAACCUCACGAACGUUGAGAAAGGAACAUCGAAAAUUGGACGAGGAUUCGAAGAAACCUUCACGGAGAUCCCGCGAUCAAUUGGAUUAUUUCGACGAUUCGGACGCCAGAGAAAGUCUACACGUGAAGACGACUAUUGGACGAUUAGAGCCAUUCGACGAAAGUCCGACAAGACCUCCGAGAACUUAUCACGAUAAUGGCAAGUCGAAACACACGAAGCAAGACAUCAGAACGCAUACUGAACGAAGACAUCGCGAGACUCGGCUCAAUGACUCUGAUCGGAAGGAUCGUUUGGCCGAUUCCGGGAUCGAAAAUGACUACAGGCGCGACUCGCAAGAAGUCGAUCGAAGGGAACAAAUCGAAUCGGAGGACGAGGGUUUUGUUACGAGGCAAUUCAUCAAAUACGAGAAACGGCACACUGAUCGUAGCAUGAAUUUAACACCUCCCGAGCAACGAAAAUACGAUAAAUAUUCGAACGAUAUGUUAAAAUCACCGCCGGUCACCACGAAACCACCGUCAGGCGCAGAUAAGAAAUACGAGAAAAAGGCAGCAAAGAAGAGCGGUACGAUGAGCAAGGUAAAGCAGCUUAGUAAGAAGGAGAAAAAAGCAAAGGAAGAGAAGAACAAGAAGAAUGCAAGAAGCAGCAGCAGUGGAGCCCUUACGGACGACGAAGUGACGAUCAGAUACAAAGAAUAUCGAGGUGAUCAACUGAGAAGCGCGAAAAGUACGCGAGACUUGGGCAGUGAUAUCAAUCAGAUAAACCGGACAGACUGUAUAUAUGAAGAAUACGAAGGAAGUGCACCAUACUUGUAUUAUGCAGAUCAUUUCGCGAUAUGGACUAUUCAUUGCGAAUCAUUUUAGAAUUUAUAUGGAGGAAUAUAGUCAGCGUAGACGUCUAUCUACUCCGAGCGACAGUCCCAGUCCUCCUAGAACAACGAGACUUUCUAGAUCUACAGGUACAUUGACUAGAGAAGAGGAAUCCUUUUGCGAAUCAAAUAACACUCUCAC
This is a messenger RNA of Apis florea (little honeybee), 4823 nucleotides long. It is a transcript of the gene blo, whose product is annotated as bloated. The record is from RefSeq and is a predicted model, not a curated record. Lineage: Eukaryota; Metazoa; Arthropoda; Insecta; Hymenoptera; Apidae.